CCAUAUUGCAAGGGCCCCGUCGGUUUGGGCGGGAAAAUGGGAAGCUGCCGACCAAUCGCAGCGGCCAUUUCGAAAAGGCGUUCUGAAAUCCCACCAAUGAGGAGGCAGGCCGGUCUGCUCAUGCGCUUUCGAGUCGAUCCAUAGAAUUAUAGAUAUAGCACGGCAGUGUGGGCUUGGCCGGCGCGGUGACACGACGUGCGUGAUGAACGAACAUUUUUUUUUUAGAAAUAAAUUUCGAAGUGCCUAACAGUAAUUAGUGUAAAUAAAUUUAAGCUCAAACAAUAUUUUGGUGUAUUCCGUUUGUGAUAGAACUAUUAGUGUUUUAAAACAUUUUGCGUGUGGAAUAAACUGGCUUUAAAUCGUAUAGUCAGUGAUGUCAUUGCAGUAAAUAAGAGAAUUAUAAGUUUUUUGAUGAUUUGAGGGUAGCUGUUGUUAAAAUUAGGGAGUUUUAGCGUAAGGGGAGGUUAGGGUAAGGUUGUAAAGGUGCUGGGUGGUGGGGAGCUAGCGUCAGUGAUGGUGAUGGCGAGCGGCGGCGGUGGUGGGCUGGUGCAGUCCCCACCCGACAUGCUGCAUCACCACAACAUCAUGGACACCUCCUCGCAUGUGGAGAUGAUGCCCAAAAAGCUCCGGCUCUCGCUGUGCGUGGGCUGCGGCGGCCAGAUCCACGACCAGUACAUCCUGAGGGUGGCCCCCGACCUGGAGUGGCACGCCGCCUGCCUCAAGUGCCAGGAGUGCCGCCAGUUCCUCGACGAGUCCUGCACCUGCUUCGUCAGAGACGGGAAGACGUAUUGCAAGAGGGAUUAUACUAGGUUAUUUGGAACGAAGUGCGACAAAUGCGGCGCGUCGUUCAGUAAAAACGACUUCGUGAUGCGCGCCAAGACGAAGAUCUACCACAUCGACUGCUUCAGGUGCUGCGCCUGCUCUAGACAACUUAUACCUGGUGAUGAAUUCGCGUUACGGGAAGGAGGAGCCUUAUAUUGUAGAGAAGACCACGAUGUACUGGAAAAGAGCGCGAGCGCGGCCGGCGCCCCGAGCUCCGCCGAGAGCAACAACAACACCACGCUCAGCAACAACAACGCGCACCAUCCGCACGAACUGGGGUCCAUGUCGGAUUCAGGCAGUGAGUCAGGUUCCCAUAAAAGCGGUCGCGCGCGCACCACGGCUGCCGCGGAUGGCAAGCCCACCAGAGUCCGUACCGUACUUAAUGAGAAACAACUGCAUACCUUGAGAACGUGUUACGCCGCCAACCCUCGCCCCGACGCGCUGAUGAAGGAGCAGCUGGUGGAGAUGACGGGGCUGAGCCCGCGCGUCAUCAGGGUCUGGUUCCAGAACAAGCGCUGCAAGGACAAGAAGAAGACCAUGCAGCUGAAGAUGCAGAUGCAGCAAGAGAAGGUCCCAACUUAUCCUUUGCCACAGGAAGGCCGGCGGCUCGGCUACAUGUCGCUGGGCGUGCCGCUGGUAGCGGGGUCGCCCGUGCGGCACGAGCCGGCGGGGUCGCUGGCGCUGGAGGUGACGGCCUACCAGCCGCCCUGGAAGGCGCUCUCCGACUUCGCGCUGCACGCCGACCUGGACCGCGCGCCGCAGCACACCGCCGCCUUCCAGCAGCUCGUUAACCAGAUGCACGGCUACGACAUCCCGAACCUGCCGCCGCCGCGCGGUCCCCACGGCGAGGACAACUACGUGACGUACCUGGAGAGCGACGACUCCCUCCCCCCCUCGCCCUAGUGCCGGGUCUCCUAACAUCUCUACAGACACCACAAGGACACCGACCCUGGUGACACACCCCCCUCGCGCAUCUAAGUGUCGGACAAAAGGAUAAAAGGACGAGAGAACAAGGACCAGUUGUCUGUGAGGUGAUGUGGACAGUGAUAGUCAGAUUAUCAAUAGUUGUAAUGGUUUAUUGACUGCCUUUAACAGCAAGUUAUACUAUUAUGUAUGAUGCUAAUUGAAAUGGAAAACUGUAUGUUAACUGCUGGAGUUUGUUGCUUUCCUGUCACUGUGUGAGACUUUGUGUUCUAGCACUGGACUAGCAAAACUUUCAAUUUUUUUAAAUGGCAACCCUUUGACUUUGUCAGAUUUGUAAUUGUCAAUUUUGAAACACCCUGUUUAUUGCAAUGUGGAAUGUACCUAAAGGACCAAAGUACCGCUGAAAAUCAAAUGGGAUUUUUGAAAGUUUUUUUAUUGAUGCAGCAUUUUAGUUUAGCAAAUGACAGUCAUGCCUUACUAUUUCAACCUGUUGAUUUAUUAUCAAUUUUUGAGCAGUAAUAAAUUUUAUAGAAAUAGGUAGCUAAGUACUAGCGGAUGAACAAUUAUUUUUAAGUUAUUAUGAAAAAUAGAAAAUGCUGACUUGCGAUUAUUACUGCACAAAAAUAGAAUAAAUAAAGAAAUCAAAUUAACUAUUAUAAUGUGAUGUUUACCAUUAGUUUGUAUCAUAAUAAAAAUGUACUUAUAGUUUUAAUUUUUACCCGCGGGUAUGUUUAUAUUUUUAUUGCGAUCUGUUAGUAUUUUCAAUGUAUAUACAUUUUCGUGUAAAUAUUACUGUAUAAAAUUAUUAUGUAAUUAAUAUUAUUUACUACUAAAUUAAGCGUGUAUUAAGAUCUUUUAUCGAUGUAAAAAAUAGUCACUUUUUAUACUAUUAUUAUUUUACAACAUUACAUGGUAUUUUACAUUAAUUUAUCUGUGUAAAAAUCUGUAAGUACUUAACCAGUGUUUUUAUUUUUACAAAGCAUACUUUAUAGACUUAUGAAUAUCGAAAUUGUUUCAUUGCAAAUAUAUCGAUGUUAAUUGUUCUAAAACGAUAGAAAUUACCAGAGAGUUAAUUUAUUCGGUAGUUAAUUACACUGUACUUAGAUUGUGAGCAUAAUAUUAAUAAAAAUAUUGAGUACGUAUUAAAAAGUAGUUUGUUAGUACUUAUCCCUAAAUUUUCCUCUAUAAAUUGAAGAAAAAGCAUAAUAUCGCAAGCAAUAUUACAAGAGUCCAAAUCGAUUUUUAAUAAAAUACUAUUAACCUUGAUGAUAAAAUCUAUCAGCGCCAUCUACCAUCGUUUACUGUAACUUGAUUCUCCGGUCCUUUGAGGCAACUCUUAUCGCUCUUUUUUUCGAAGUGUGCAUAUCAAUACUCUACAUGAAAACUAGAUGGCGCUUAUUUC
Messenger RNA from Trichoplusia ni (cabbage looper), 3148 nucleotides. RefSeq names its product insulin gene enhancer protein ISL-1 (gene tup). Gene Ontology annotation, biological process: positive regulation of transcription by RNA polymerase II; neuron fate specification; axonogenesis. Gene Ontology annotation, cellular component: nucleus. The transcript is spliced from 9 exons. NCBI's taxonomy places the organism in Eukaryota, Metazoa, Arthropoda, Insecta, Lepidoptera, Noctuidae. The record is from RefSeq and is a predicted model, not a curated record. Gene Ontology annotation, molecular function: DNA-binding transcription factor activity, RNA polymerase II-specific; cis-regulatory region sequence-specific DNA binding. The coding region runs from base 514 to 1725 and encodes 403 amino acids.